This is a messenger RNA of Lethenteron reissneri (Far Eastern brook lamprey), 5163 nucleotides long. RefSeq names its product ETS translocation variant 1-like. Lineage: Eukaryota; Metazoa; Chordata; Hyperoartia; Petromyzontiformes; Petromyzontidae. The record is from RefSeq and is a predicted model, not a curated record. Gene Ontology annotation, cellular component: nucleus. Gene Ontology annotation, molecular function: sequence-specific DNA binding; DNA-binding transcription factor activity, RNA polymerase II-specific. Gene Ontology annotation, biological process: cell differentiation; regulation of transcription by RNA polymerase II.
CCCCCUUCUCUCACUUCCACCACCGCCCCCCUCACUCUCUUCUCCUCCCUCUCCUCCCCUCGACUCGCUCCCUUCCUCCCCGCUCGUGAAACCCCGGGCCCAAUGAGGCGGUGGUGGGGUGCCGGGAGGGAGCCGCGGGGAGGUGGGAGGCACACAAACACUCGGACAUUGCUGUCGCUGCUGCUGCUGUAGCUGCUGCUGUUGCUGUCCCUGAUCCGACACCAACGCAGUCACUCAGCCCUUUUUUUAUUCGUUCACGGGCGCACACACGCACCGUCUAAAUUAGACGCGACAGCGUUUGCCGGCACAGCGGACUGCUGCAGCUGCUGUUGCUGCUGCUGUUAAACAGCAUUGGACCUCGAUGAUACCGACGGAAAAUAAUUAACUACCGACGCAGUGACAGCAGAACAAGAAGUGUGGAGAAGACAGCGGUGUUUGUUGAUGGUGCUACUACAAUUGAAGCAGAUGCUCUGGGCCCACGUGAUCGCGAGCGGACACGGCGCUGGGUGGCUCCGUGUGAUUUGAGACAAAGACGCGAACGAGAGAACCGACAGCUGUGAUGGACGGAUUUUACGACCAAGAAGUGCCUUACACGGCCAGUGGCCCGCCAGAUCGCUUGGUCAAGCACGUAUUGGAAGGAGCUGUGGGUUUGGCACAGGAGUCUGAAGAACUUUUCCAAGACCUCCGUCAGCUCCAGGAGGCCUGGCUCGCAGAAGCCAAAGUCCCAGAUGAGGAUGAGCAGUUUGUGCCAGACUUCCAAGCAGAGAACCUGGCGUUCCACGCGCCGUUCGUGAAGGUGAAGAAGGAGGCUCCCAGCCAGUGCCUGGGGCCGGCGUCCGCCUGCAGCCAGGGGCCACCGCCGCGCCUCGCGUAUCCCUCGGCUCACCUCGCCAGUCCAAACGCCUACAUGCAGAAUGGCGGUGCCGAAGGCUUGAAGCUCAGGGGGACCCCGACGCCGGCCUGCACGCCCGCACUGUCUCCCCUGCAGCCGCCGCCGGCAACAGUCGCGGCGGCCCCGGGGCCGGUGGCGCUAGCGGCCGUGUCGGGGCCCCCGUCCCGGCCCCCUGGGCUGGCGGGGGCGGCGCCGUCUCCGUCGCCCACGCGCUCCAAGCCCGGUGCAUCCUUCUCAUCCUCGUCGGUGCCAUCACAGGGCUACAGCAACGUGGCGGCGACGCUGCCCAACCCGGCCGAGAGCGCCUUCUACCAGGACGGCCGGCUGCAACGACAGCUGUCGGAUCCAUGCCCUCCAUUCCCGCUGCACGUGGCACGCUCCGGCUGCCCGCAGUUCCACCGCCAGGCGUCGGAGCCACUCUCGGCGGGCCCCUUUCCCCCACAGGGGCCGCCAGGCGGCCUCAAGCAGGAGUACGUGGGGCCGCAGGGAUACCCCGGGGAGGAGCUGUACCCCGGGCCCCCCCGCCAGCACCCCCAUGGCCACACGCACCACACGCUAGGGGGGGGACCGCCCCCCCCUUUCCAACCACAACCACCUCCUCCCGUCUCCAUCAAGCAGGAGAGGAACGAGUGCCCCUACCAGAUGGACAUGCCCAGCUGCCCACCGAUGUACAUGGGCGGGGACGGCUUCACCACCUCCAAACACAGCGAAGCGUUCGUGUACGAGAAGGAAGGGAGGUCAUACUACGACGAUGCCUGUGUCGUACCAGACCGGUUUGAUGGUGGGGACGUGAAGCCCGAGGUAUGUGGGUUCCGCGAGAGCCUGCCGCCCGUGUACCCGCGCCGUGGCUCGCUGCAACUCUGGCAGUUCCUGGUGGCGCUGCUGGAGGACCCGGCACAUGCUGGCACCAUCGUGUGGACUGGGCGCGGCAUGGAGUUCAAGCUGCUCGACCCGGAGGAGGUCGCUCGGCUGUGGGGCAUCCAGAAGAAUCGGCCAGCCAUGAACUACGACAAGCUGAGCCGUUCCCUGCGGUACUACUAUGAGAAGGGCAUCAUGCAGAAGGUGGCGGGCGAGCGGUAUGUCUACAAGUUCGUGUGCGACCCGGAGGUGGUCUUCUCGCAGGCCUUCCUGGACGGCCAGCGGCCUCUCGUGAAGUCGGAGUGCCGCAGAGCCCCCAGCGACGGCACCACCGUGCCGCUCUCGCACUUCGACGACUCCACCACGGCGCCGCCCCCGCCACCCCUCCCCACGUACGUCGGGGAGUUGGCGAGCGCCGCCACUUACGCAGAUGCCUACAGCUACUGACAUACGCUCAGGUGGUCCCCUUCAUGGGUCUCUCCGUCCGUAGGUUCUUCCGUACACUUGGUGUCGCUAUCUCGAGCGGUGCAGGCAGCACGUCGUGCCGCGCUGCAGCCCCGUGGGCCCGGGGGGGGGGGGGGGGUAGGGCCCAGGUGCCAGGAUAUGAAGAUUCUGGGAUAUUGGACAGUAAGGGGGAGGCCCCAUUUCAUUCCUCGCAAUCAGGGCCCACGUCAAAUUUCGUUAAACCACUCAGUGUGUAGGUCCCUCCGUGGGUCCUUCCUACCCCGACCCCUCCGCCACCUGACUGGUCUAUCUCCUACGGCCCCGUCCACUCACGUAGGAGAAAGAGGGUUUCUCCCUGCUGCUGGUGGCGGGGAGGGGGGCACGACGGGGAGACGGUACGGUCGCCCGCGUCGAUGCAUCGAUGGAGUUUUCUCACGGUGCUUCACGUGACCGCUGGAAGCACGAUUAGCGGAGCGAUAUGCGUAACCCACCGAAGAGAACGACGAGGAGGGGGAAGAGGAGGUGAAGCAGAGGGACGGCCGUCCGAAUAAAUAAAUAUAUUGCUCAUAAACUGAACGCGUGUCUUGGCUAAUGCGCACACCCUGCCCUCUUUCACCACGCGGCUUGCAGUGUUGUCUUCAGGCAACCGCUGAAAUAAACCCCCAACCCAACCCAGUCGUGCGUCGUGUUCCCCUCAACUCAUCACGCCCCCCCCCCCCCUCCUCGGCUGCUAACCGUGACGGAAUGGAUGGGUUUGGACGCGAGGACGACUCGCUCUCUCUCGCUCUCUCUGCCAACUGAAUGAGUGUGCGUUUGCACACAGCCUGCAAAUAAACUAAAAGCUAACGACAAUCUGUUGCAUAAUUUGCUGAGCAAAAUGUUUGUUUUGUAUAGCGCAUGUAACGUAAAGCGAACUUUGUAGUCCCGCCCGUUUUGUACGUCGUCGUCGCGGCCGCUGUAACGCGAAGCUCCUAACGAGCGAGCAGGUGGAACUGCCGCAGCCUUCGCCGAAGAACAGGAAGAAAGUGUUUGUAAAUUAGUUCUCAAGUAGCUAUUAAACACGUUUUUUUUACGGUUGGAUAUAUUGUCACCUUUCCUACCCACCGCCCCCCCCCCCCAAAAAAAAAUCUAUAUAAACGUUUAGUUUUGGGUUUUUUUAGUCGCUAAAUUAAGUUGGCGUUUGCCCACUUAAUAGCUUUGUUAUCAUUGUUUUUGCCACCCCUUGGAUAUGGACAGCUGUGUCGGCAUGUAUCCUCACAGUUGCUAUGAUGAAGAUAGAACAGCCCUGCGGAAUUUUAUUUAAAAACACCUACGCAUUCUGGGAAAUAUAUUGCCUUCCUGUGUCUCCGCAUAUGAAAUAUCUCGUGGUCUUCUUGGCCUUCCAGACUUAACCAGCAGCAUUUGUUUAAACGUUGGAUGCAGCAGAGAUGGGUACCACCUGAACUGGUAAUGAUUUAGUGGUGAUACCUAUUCCUUUAUCAAGGACUCAAGUAUGAAUCACACGUACUUGUGGUGAACAUGCAAACAAACUGAUAAUAUAUGCAUUGUAUUUGAAACUGAUUGGCCCACAUCAGAGACGGCCUUCUCUAUGGCCUCGCCUCACCCGUGUCAGACCAGAGAACGCCAAAAUGCAGACAGUACAAAGACAAUGCAUGUAUCAGAGCAUUUAUAGCUAAGGUGAGUAGCUAUAUCAUGGGAUCCUUUUGCCAGUAUCAAAGUAUCAAUAAUUACAAUAGGUUUUACCCUUGGUGUUUGACUAUCUUAACACGUGUUUUAUUGCCAUGAAGUGUAAAAUCUACAAUUUUUCAUACUUUGAUUCUGACACUAAGGUCCCAUGAUACCUAUGCCUUAAUAUGGCCAUUAAAACCACAAUAAAGUGAAUUUGCGAGACAACCUUUGAAUUAACAUUUUUUCAUUGUAACUUGCAAACCUUGCAAAUGUAAUUUACAAACAAUUGCAUGAGCCCUGUGAGACUAAAUCAUUCGAAUAACAUUCAACCGUCAAUCUACCAUUGGUCGAAGGCAUUCCUGCACUCUGUCGGUCAUGGAUCUGUCUGACCAUUCUCGACGAGGUUGGUCUAUGUGGGUUGGUCAAGUUAGGAGGGAGGAAAGUUGGGGCCUGACCCAGAAUCGGUUAAGAUAUUACUCUCCGCUGUUAGCCGUGGGCCAGGAAUCUAAUCUAACUUGGGUCCCUCUAUUUGUAGCACGGUGUGCUCGCCGCUGUGUGAUCACUCUACCCCCACACACAUUUGGUCUAUGACAUCUAAAUUUCAUCUGUGGGAUUUGGACCAAACAAAAACGCGUCCAAGUUGCCUCGCCGAGUGUGAGACCAACAUUCACUUAAAGCUUCCCUGGGCCCCAUGGACUUUUAGGGUGAGGGGUCAGGCAGAAACCGUUGUCCGCAGCGUUGUGGGGUGGUGUGUAUACUUUCCGCAUUUAUUUCGAUUGUUUACACUAUUGCCCGACGUUUAACAAAAAUAUAAUUUGUUUUGAGGUACGUUGGAAUGUUUGAAAUAUUUGUACUGUUUUCUAAUUUUUAUAUAUAACAUAACGUUUCGUAAUUUUGUACAUACACAUACGCCGACGCUUUUCAUCCUCAAUAUUUUAUCAAGUUCAUACGUAUAAUGACAACAGCGUAAAAUUACCAAAUUCAUAACUGUCCUGUUUUAAAUUCCGCGACGUUGAUAUCUGUUCUGCUUGCGUUUCCUUGGCUUUUGCGUAUUAACAGCAUAAUCAUAACCAGCGGCAUUAUGGCCUUUAUGUAUGUACGCGUUAUGUUAUAUUUACUCUGACCAUAUUCCAUAACGAUGCUACUGAUAGUGCUUGUUUUGUAUUCUGUACAUACAUGAUUAACAGACACUCGGCAUUACAUGCGAGUGCGUUGUAUCGUUUCUGUUGUGUAGCCUUGGGUACAUCUGUUGUUCAUUCCGUACAUUUGUUUUACAGUAAAAAAAAAUAUGAGUUACGCAG